Molecule: messenger RNA, 3848 nt
Organism: Myotis lucifugus (little brown bat)
Lineage: Eukaryota; Metazoa; Chordata; Mammalia; Chiroptera; Vespertilionidae
Gene: RCOR1
Product: REST corepressor 1
Exons: 11
Coding region: 16-1218 (400 amino acids)
Biological process (GO): regulation of transcription by RNA polymerase II; negative regulation of DNA-templated transcription
Cellular component (GO): histone deacetylase complex; transcription regulator complex
Molecular function (GO): transcription corepressor activity
Source: RefSeq, a predicted model, not a curated record
AAAGAAGCCGUAGGCAUGACCUCAGGACCCACGCGGGGCUGGGAGCUGACUUCGCUGCAUGUGACCCACACGUUGCUUCCCACAUCAUUGGAAGGACUUGCACAGCUUCUUUGUAUGUCCAAAUUAGCAAGACGCAGUCAAGAACGAGACAAUCUUGGCAUGCUGGUCUGGUCGCCUAAUCAGAAUCUAUCAGAAGCAAAACUGGACGAGUACAUCGCCAUCGCCAAGGAGAAGCACGGCUACAACAUGGAGCAGGCUCUUGGGAUGCUCUUUUGGCACAAGCAUAACAUUGAGAAAUCCUUGGCUGAUUUGCCCAACUUUACCCCCUUCCCAGACGAGUGGACUGUGGAAGACAAAGUCUUGUUUGAGCAAGCCUUUAGUUUCCACGGGAAAACUUUCCAUAGAAUCCAACAGAUGCUUCCUGACAAGUCGAUAGCGAGUCUGGUGAAAUUUUACUACUCGUGGAAGAAGACGAGGACUAAGACCAGCGUGAUGGAUCGCCACGCUCGCAAGCAGAAGCGAGAGCGGGAGGAAAGUGAGGAUGAACUGGAAGAAGCAAAUGGAAACAACCCCAUUGACCUUGAGAUUGAUCAGAAUAAGGAGAGCAAAAAGGAGGUGCCUCCUGCUGAGACAGUCCCUCAGAUCAAGAAAGAAAAGCAUAGCACCCAAGCCAAGAACAGAGCCAAGAGGAAACCUCCGAAGGGAAUGUUCCUCUCCCAAGAAGACGUGGAGGCCGUGUCUGCGAACGCCACCGCGGCCACCACGGUGCUGCGCCAGCUGGACAUGGAGCUGGUCUCCAUCAAGCGCCAGAUUCAGAACAUUAAACAGACCAACAGUGCUCUCAAAGAAAAACUCGACGGUGGAAUUGAGCUGUACCGACUUCCCGAGGUCAUUCAGAAGUGCAACGCGCGCUGGACCACAGAGGAGCAGCUGCUCGCCGUGCAAGCCAUCAGGAAAUACGGCCGGGACUUCCAGGCCAUCUCGGAUGUGAUUGGGAACAAAUCAGUGGUACAAGUGAAAAACUUUUUUGUAAAUUAUCGACGCCGCUUCAACAUAGACGAAGUUUUACAAGAAUGGGAGGCGGAGCAUGGGAAGGAAGAGACCAAUGGGCCCAGCGGCCAGAAGCCCGUCAAGUCCCCGGACAGUGCUCUCAAGGUCGCCGAGGAGGAGGAGGAGGCUGCUUCUGUUCUUGACGUCAGAUAUGCAUCUGCCUCCUGAGAAACGCAGGCAGCUUCCGCACGUGGUAUGGGCGUCUGUGUUCCCGGACAUCAGGUAUGACAAGGCUUCACCUAGCCAUCUGCUCACAUCUGUGGACAAGAAGCUAUUACCAAAAACGGCAACACUUCCGGUCCUGUGCUACAUCUGCCUUAAUUCUUUGCUCGUUCCUCCAUGUUGGCGCCACUUCCCGGAGAGCUCCGUGCAUCUCACGCGCGGUCUACGUGCUGGGAUCUCGUGGCUGCACGGCGCCCUGGCCCUGGGGCCGCCUCCCCAGGCAGGGCUCCGGGCCCCCCAUGGCAGCUCUCCCCAUCCGUCCGCAGCUUCCGAGCAGGUGGCCGACUGGAAGGCGCGCCUCUUCCUGCAUGGCCUGGAUCGCUCCCCUGUGCAUCAUGUCGUUCUCAGCAACUGGACCUGUUGGCCUUCUGGGGGGGUCUCCGGUUCCGUUCGGAGGCCCCCACCUGAGAUCAUGUUUCUGGAUGUCACCGUGUGUGCAGACUGCACUGUCCCCUUCAUCGUGCCAAACGCCCCGAUUCGAUCCUGUUCCCCGGAAGCAGGUGCAAUGAUGGCUGAUGAAUCUAGUUGGCGUUGACCUCUCCUGCCUUCCCGGCUGGUAGAAAGCUGGUUCGCAGCAGCUCUCUUUGGACACGUAGCUUAAAAGGAACGUGGGCUCCAUCCUCUGCCUUCAGCUCUCAGCAUCGCAGCCCGGGAUGGGUGCCGCCCUCUUUUCCCGGUUCCCCCACCAACUCCCGGAGAUUUGGUCCGUGCCCUGCACUGGUGCUUGUACACUUGGACUUGGUGCCUUCUCCUCGGGCAGCGCAUUCUCAGUCCCUUUUCUGCUUCAGUGUCGUAGCUCUUUCACGUCCAUUGCUUGCCAAAGAUGACACCACCGGGCGUGAGAGAGCCCGCCGCCGGCCUGAAGGGGCAGGCUUCAAUGGCAGGCAGUCCACACGGAACAGUAGCCGGGAGGGUUUCUAAAAGUGCACGUUGCUCCCCUCCUCCUGGGCAGCCUGGCUUCUCCCUGUCACUCCACACCCCUUGGUCCUCAGGCCCCGAUGAGGCCACACGGCCCCGCCCUCUCCCACAGCGUAGCACAGAGCGAGGUGGGAGCAGGUGGCCGGUGCUGGUGAGCCCACGGCGAGAGCACACAGCCCGCAGUGGCUGCACUGCCUCUGGUUGGCCUGGGAGCAAGUGAAACUUCUAAUGAGCGUCCUGAGACUCCCAGCGUCGCUGCUGCUCUCGGCCAACCGGAGCUGCUGCGGGCUGUGGGGAGCCUGGCGGCCGAUCCCCCGCAGCUCCGCCUGCACGAGCCACGCUGCAGGCGCUUUCUGUGGUUGUUCUCCCAUCAUUUAAACACUUUUCCUGCUUUCAAUACCAAAAAAGAAAGAAGUGCGAGGCUUUAAGGCGAGUAAGCAAUUCUUAAGAAUUUGAAAUAUGCAAUUAAAAUUGGAUGUGUUUUGACGCAAGCACCUUGCCUUUUUUAAGUCAGCUGAUUUUAGGAAGAGGGUCAGCUAGAAUCAUAGCUUGUUUGGAUUUGGACCUUUUGUUUAAAGGAACCUGGGCAAAGGUUGUUCGGAAGGGGCAGUAAGAUGGGACUUUCUGAGCUCGCCGCCUCUGUCCCUGCAUGGGAGUCCGAGCAGGUGAGGGCAGUCGGGAGGCAGAGGGCAGUCCAGCCACGGUCCUGCCCGGGCAGGGAGCGAGAUAACACUAGGAACCGCCCACGCUCGGUUUUCUCUGCAUCGCAAGCCUGCUGUGUCAUUGCAAGCGCAGGGACCAUGGGGAGGGGUCAUACUUUUGCACAUCGCAGUAAGGGGCACGGCCUGGGGCAGGGGCUUUAGGCUCCCUUGCUGCUUCUCAUGGUCUCCUUCCUCCCGACCUCCUUCCUCCCGGCCUCCUUCAUUCCCGACCUCCUUCCUCCCAGCCUCCUUCCUCCCUGGCCACCCUCCUCCCCAGCCUCCUUCCUCCCUGACCUCCUUCCUUUCUGGCCUCCCUCUUCCCAGCCUCCUUCCUCCCCAGCCUCCCUCCUCCCCGGCCUCCUUCCUCCUCGGCCUUCUUCCUCCCCGGCCUCCUUCCUCCCUGAGGCAGCAGGGGCCUCCUGCAGGGGCUCUCACUCUGCCAGCAGGUUGUCCUCCCCUUGGCCCAGGCUGUGUUCCUUGGGAACUGGUCCCGGCCGCAGGGAGCUUGGUGCCCGUCCUGCAGCGAGGCAGGGCCAGGUCUCGGCCUGCUCGGCACCACGUGCUCUUUGGUCUUCACCUGCUUCGGCACCACCGCGCUGGUCUUCCCGCCGGCACCACAGCUGACAUGGGCUCUGUCUCCGAGGAAAAGGGGCCCGUGGUUUCCAUUGGCCAGAAGGAAGAGACGUCGUCUUGGCCUGGCUGCUUCCGCCCGUGUCACACCUAAGAUAGCACUGUGUGCUCAGCUGUUCUUACACUGUCUUUGCAAUGAUGUAAAUGCAAGAAACCACUUGGCUGACAGCGAGUGACUGGUCUUACCGAUGUGAGACCCUUUUAAACAUAUCAAGACUUCGGUGCAUCACAGGUGUGCGUGGGGUGGGAGGUCAGGGACCGUGUUCCCUCAGCUUUGUCUUAAAGAGUAUCAAUGUGAAUGUCAUAAUUAUAUCUAUUUUUGUGGAA